AACCAGUUCGAUAACUUGAAUCAACGUUGUAGCUAAAUCUCUUUUAUCAAACUCAAACAAAUCUAAUUAUAAUUAAGCACAAACAAUUAGGUCAAAUUCCCCCAAAAACAUCUCUCCUCUUUCUAGGGUUCAACCAUGUCGUCUAAGCCUAUGGAAAUGCAGCUGGUUCCGGCGCCGGAGAAGCGAGUGGCCGCACUUCCCCCACGUCCUCCGGCGAAUUCAUCUAGCGCGUUAGUCGAGUACACUCCUCCGGCUCCUAAACCCGAAGAGGAAGAUAUCGAAAUUAAGCUCCGGAGAAUUCUCGAGUGUGUUCCUGUACGCGUUAGCAAUACUUCCGGUAGUUCUGCGGGUUCUGGCUCCGGCGACUUCCAUCAGUAUCGGCAGAUGAGGCGAAAGGAACAAGAUCGACUUGCACGUAUGGAUGUUGACUAUCAGAAGAAGAAGGAAGAGGCAGAGUUUAUGUUAAGAAGAGAGGAAAGGUUAAAAGCUGCAGAAGAGCGCACAGCUAAGAAGCGUUUGAAACGACAAAAGAAAAAACAAAAGAAGCAAGAGAAUAAGAAGAUCAAAUUGGAUAACAAUGGAGAGCAGCAGCAGCAGAAACAGGAAAAUUCAGAUGUAGAUGGAAGCUCUGAAAAUGAAGCUGUGUAGUCAUGCUUAUAUAGUCAUAGAGAAAUGCUUGCCUCUUCUGAGAAGUUACGGCAUAACCGGCAUUGGCAGUAGAUGAUUCCAUGAUCCUGUAUUUUAACAUCUAUUUUCUUCCUACUUUUACUAGAAUAUAUUUUUAUCUUCGAUUUCAUUUCUUGAUGAAAUUUUAGUAAUUUUUUGUGCGAAAUUGAAUGGUAAAAAGCCUCCUAGUCUGAA
Molecule: messenger RNA, 861 nt
Organism: Daucus carota subsp. sativus
Lineage: Eukaryota; Viridiplantae; Streptophyta; Magnoliopsida; Apiales; Apiaceae
Exons: 2
Coding region: 136-648 (170 amino acids)
Biological process (GO): negative regulation of protein kinase activity
Cellular component (GO): nucleolus
Molecular function (GO): protein kinase inhibitor activity; protein kinase binding; double-stranded RNA binding
Source: RefSeq, a predicted model, not a curated record